Molecule: messenger RNA, 276 nt
Organism: Linum trigynum
Lineage: Eukaryota; Viridiplantae; Streptophyta; Magnoliopsida; Malpighiales; Linaceae
Source: the annotation of a GenBank genome assembly
AUGGGAAGAGGAGGCGGAGGGGCGGAAAGGGAAGUCCGAAGUCACGGAGAGGAGAGGCCGGAGACGAAGUCGGCGAGGGAAGGCCUCGACGAGACGACGAUGGCGAGGGAAAUCGAGAAUCGAGAGUGGGGAGCUGGAAAUUGGAAUGGCGAUUGGUGGGCGGUGGCAUUACAAGGCGAGGGUUUCUCUUCUCCUCUCGUUUCUGGGUUUGCCAAAGGCCCAAAAGUCCAAAAGACCAAAACACCCAAGCCCAUAUACGCUGUGUUUGCCAUUUAG